Messenger RNA from Vespula pensylvanica (western yellowjacket), 965 nucleotides. RefSeq lists its product as uncharacterized. The transcript is spliced from 4 exons. The record is from RefSeq and is a predicted model, not a curated record. The coding region runs from base 63 to 653 and encodes 196 amino acids. NCBI's taxonomy places the organism in Eukaryota, Metazoa, Arthropoda, Insecta, Hymenoptera, Vespidae.
AGAGCUGCCUCGAGUUGUUGUCGCCUUUCCUACAAAAUCAAUACCAACAGAGGCGUGCCGUGAUGACGCGGAACGACGUGUGUUCCGUUCGUCUGAAGAAGGAAUACGAUCGCACGGUUGACAAUCCGCUUAAAUAUCGGGAGGAUCUUUCCUACCCGACUCGGCAAUUCCCCUUCGAGUACGAGGAAGAUUACGCGCCGGUCGAUACGGAUGUACCCACGAAUUAUUACGAUUCGCCGUGCGGCAGGUUCGACCAAAACGUCGCCGACAUCGCGACCUAUCGGUUGCGAGAGAUUAUAGGCGACAACAAAUUCUUCGCCAAGAGGGAGGAGAGAUCGAUCGUCGAUCUUAAAGGAGAGACGGUCCGUAAGAGACAAAUAUCGGGGCUACGACAAAUGCACGGUGAUACGAUACCGGAGAGGUCGUACAACGAAAGCUCGUACACCAGUUUAGAAGCGGAAGCGGACGACGAGAAUUCUCAAUGCGGAAAUGAAAUUGCGACGGGGACGAACUUUUCGAAGGAAAGAAACGUCGAGGAAGCAACGACGAAUCCCGCGGGAAACUUCCUCUCGCGUGCCGUAAAGUGGACCUUCGGAGGAUGUUCGGGAACUUGUCGACGUCUCUCGCCGAAGUCGGGGAAGGAAGAAAAAUAGUCGGAAAGGAAGAGACUCGCGAAAAAGUCAGCGGCGUCAUGGACGAGUGGCUCUGCUUCUAGCAAGAAACGCGAAGCAGAACGGGUUACGGCCGAUAAACGCGACCUCCUGCCUUACCAAUCGCCAUAGGUUAUACGCUCACGCGCGAGAAAUUAAAAAUAGGACCAGACGAAAGUCGCGCUUUGCUUUCAUUUCUCCGAUGCUUGUCAAAUUUUAUGUCACGCGCUGUUACAAUAGAUAUUUUUACGGACUCUUUUAAAAUUUGUAAUUUUCUAUCGUUUUCACGACGUUAGAAAUAGUCGAUGCCGAGAC